Molecule: messenger RNA, 1071 nt
Organism: Bipolaris sorokiniana ND90Pr
Lineage: Eukaryota; Fungi; Ascomycota; Dothideomycetes; Pleosporales; Pleosporaceae
Exons: 2
Coding region: 1-1071 (356 amino acids)
Molecular function (GO): protein binding
Source: RefSeq, a predicted model, not a curated record
AUGAGGUUCGUCGCAUCUGCAAACGGCUUCAACCACUCAACAAUUGUGAUAGCAGUGAAGAUGAGCGAAACGUCCAUGCGGUGUUCGUUUGAGGACAGUAUAAUACAAUCCGAGGUUUUCAUAUUCAAUAUCGGCAAAGACAACGGCAGAAAAAGUUUUCCAGUGCAUUCCAAAGUCGUCGCCGCAACAUCUCCAUAUUUUCGGGCGCUCGUGAACAACGGCAUGGCAGAGUCGUGCACGAAGACAGUUGAGUACCCCGACGUUGAACCUGAAGACUUUGCCCGCUUUAUCGAGUACGCAUAUCGCAAUGACUAUCGUGUCCCUACAUGGGUGCAUGACAAAACGCAUGUGAAAGAUGAGGCGUUGCCUGUCCGAAAACCUACAGUAAUCGAAGAACCAAAACAGAGAGCAACAUCCCUGUUUGGCCAGCCUGCUCCACAAGCCGGGUUCGGUCAGCCUUCUUCAACAUCCCUCUUUAGCCAACCUGCUCCACAAGCCGGGUUCGGUCAGCCUUCUUCAACAUCCCUCUUUGGCCAGUCUUCUUCAAAACCCCUGUUUGGUCAAACUUUACCAGAAGACAAGAAAAAGCCCAGAUUUGAAGGCGUAGAUUCUGUACGCGCUGGUUUUGACAAGCGCAGUUACCUCGCCGCAGUGGAACCCAAGACAGUCAUGCUCGUGGCUUUUGAGCCCAAGUACAACCUCGCGCCUGAUCAGGAUUUCACAUCAGUGUUCCUAGCACACGCACGGCUAUACACGUUUGCUUGUAUGCGUGGAGUCGACCCGCUCAAACGCUUGACACUACACAAGCUCCACCGAACACUACUCAACUUCCAACUUUAUGAGCGACGCGCAAGCGAUGUUGUUGAACUCGCAAGAUAUGCAUAUACUCAGGGCAAGGACAGAGAAGACGACGGCACAAAAGACGAAUUGAGGCAGCUAGUGCUCGAGUACGUUGUACGCGAAGUGACGAUUUUCGGAAAGCAUCCAGCCUUUCUGCUCCUGCUGGAAGAAGGCGGAGAAUUUGUCGUCGACUUUUGGAGUCUGGCGUACAAAGAGGGGAAUUGGACAUGA